Molecule: messenger RNA, 1092 nt
Organism: Teleopsis dalmanni
Lineage: Eukaryota; Metazoa; Arthropoda; Insecta; Diptera; Diopsidae
Product: vesicular integral-membrane protein VIP36
Exons: 5
Coding region: 79-1059 (326 amino acids)
Biological process (GO): endoplasmic reticulum to Golgi vesicle-mediated transport; endoplasmic reticulum organization; Golgi organization
Cellular component (GO): endoplasmic reticulum membrane; Golgi membrane; endoplasmic reticulum-Golgi intermediate compartment
Molecular function (GO): D-mannose binding
Source: RefSeq, a predicted model, not a curated record
CCGUUUCAGUAUUUAGUUUUAUUAUUGGUUCAGAACGCCGAAAUUUCGCAUAUAAGAAUUUUAUUUUGAUAAAGAAAUAUGCAAUAUAUUUAUUUAAAAUGCGUUUUUUUAGUGCUGUUUAUAUUUGGAGCACUUAUAGCUGGAAGCGCAGUCAGCAGCAAUGAAUACUUAAAACGAGAACAUUCUUUGAUAAGACCUUUUCAGGGUGUUGGAGUAAAUAUACAGUAUUGGGAUUUUUUAGGGCAUACGAUGAUUACAAAUAACUAUAUAAGACUGACACCUGAUCUCCAAUCAAAGAGCGGUGCUUUAUGGAACUAUUCCCCUGUUUUAAGUAGAAACUGGGAAGUACAAGUCACAUUUAGGGUACAUGGCAAAGGGACAGAAUUAUUUGGUGAUGGCUUAGCGAUAUGGUAUGCUAAAGAACGUAUGCAACCGGGACCUGUCUUUGGUAGUAAGGACCAUUUCUUGGGUUUAGUCGUAAUAUUAGAUACAUAUAGCAAUCAUAACGGCCCUCAUAAUCAUCAGCAUCCAUACUUAAGCGCAAUGGUAAAUAAUGGCACGUGGUCAUACGAUCAUGACCGUGAUGGUACACAUACACAAUUAUGCGAAGGUUGCGAAGUGCGUUUCCGUAAUGUGGAUUUUGAUACUCAUGUUAGUAUACGAUAUGAGAAUGACAUUCUUUCUGUUGCUACUGAUUUGGAAAAUAAAGGCGAAUGGAAAAGUUGUUUUGUUGUUAAUGGUGUAGAGUUACCUACUGGUUACUACUUCGGUAUGUCAGCAACAACGGGCGAUUUGAGUGAUAACCAUGAUAUACUUGCAUUUAGGUUUUACGACUUAGAUUCAAACGUCACUCCCGACGAUAUUUUAGCGCGAAGCAAAAUAAUACCAAAUGCCAAAAGUUAUGAACCACCACGUGCUCAUAAGGACGACCCUAAACCAAGCAUGUCAAACGCAAAAAUCUUCUUUAUUCUUUUGUUCGGUAUGCUUAUUGUUAUUGCUGUAGCUAUAUUUGCAAUAUCUUACUUUAAAGAGAAAAAUAAUAGAAAACGUUUUUAUUAAAUACGCGGAUACAUUAAUAUAUAUGUAUAUAUA